AUGGAAGAACAGGUAUUGAAAGCAGCAAAACCGAAUAAGAUUGCUGAACAUAACGAAAGCGAAAUAUCUCCACCUUUACUACCAGAAAUUUUGGAACCAUUUCCAGAACAACCACAAAGAGCACAAAUCGCGUAUUACAGAUCUUUCAUACCGGACUCCACUGAAGAGAUCAUUAUAGCAAAACCGAAACGUCAAUCAAUUUCUUUACAUGAUAUUUCGGAGAUAGCUGGUUUACCCAAACAGCCAUCAUAUAACGAGUUAGAAGUACCUCAAAAAAAGGCCGAAUUCAUGUAUUGCAGACCUGGAUUUGAUAACGUACCUUCAUAUUGA
Dracunculus medinensis (Guinea worm) is the source of this 330-nucleotide messenger RNA. The record is from the annotation of a GenBank genome assembly. Lineage: Eukaryota; Metazoa; Nematoda; Chromadorea; Rhabditida; Dracunculidae.